Molecule: messenger RNA, 1700 nt
Organism: Carlito syrichta (Philippine tarsier)
Lineage: Eukaryota; Metazoa; Chordata; Mammalia; Primates; Tarsiidae
Gene: GPR143
Product: G protein-coupled receptor 143
Exons: 9
Coding region: 98-1381 (427 amino acids)
Biological process (GO): G protein-coupled receptor signaling pathway; regulation of calcium-mediated signaling; melanosome organization
Cellular component (GO): plasma membrane; melanosome membrane
Molecular function (GO): L-tyrosine binding; L-DOPA binding; L-DOPA receptor activity
Source: RefSeq, a predicted model, not a curated record
CACCGAGCCUGGCGCCUUUUCUGCAGGCGCGGGGGGGGGGGGUUGGAGUGAGGGAGAGGCCCAGGGCACAUGAUGCGCCCCCCAGCCCGCCCAGCACAUGACUCAGGCGGGCCAGCGGGGUCCUGGCACACCCGAGCCGCGUCCCAGAGCUCGGCUCAUGGCCUCCCCGCGCCUGGGGACCUUUUGCUGCCCCACGCGGGACGCGGCCACGCAGCUCGUGCUGAGCUUCCAGCCACUGGCGUUCCACGCGCUGUGCCUGGGCAGCGGCGCGCUCCGCCUGGCGCUGGGCCUCCUGCAGUUGCUGCCGGGCCGCAGGCCAGCGGGCUCUGGGGCCCCCGCGACUUCCCCGCCGGCCUCGGUUCGCAUCCUGCGCGCCGCCACCGCCUGCGACGUGCUUGGCUGCCUGGGUAUUGUGGCCCGGUCUUCGGUGUGGUUGGGAUUCCCGGAUUUCGUGGACAGCGUCUCAGAUGUGAAUGCAACAGACAUCUGGCCGGCUGCUUUCUGCGUGGGGAGUGCGAUGUGGAUCCAGCUGUUGUACAGCGCAUGCUUCUGGUGGCUGUUUUGCUAUGCGGUGGAUGCCUAUCUGGUGAUUCGGAGAUCUGCAGGACUGAGCACCAUCCUGCUGUACCGCAUCAUGGCGUGGGGCCUGGCCACCCUGCUCUGCGUGGAGGGCGCUGCCAUGCUCUACUACCCCUCCGUGUCCAGGUGUGAGAGGGGACUGGACCACGCCAUUCCCCAUUAUAUCACCACGUACCUGCCCCUGCUGCUCGUUCUGGUGGCCAACCCUAUCUUGUUCCAAAAGACAGUGACUGCAGUGGCCUCUUUACUAAAGGGAAGGCAAGGCAUUUACACAGAGAACGAGAGACGUAUGGGAGCCAUGAUCAAGACCCGAUUUUUCAAAAUAAUGCUGGUUUUAAUUAUUUGUUGGUUGUCAAAUAUCAUCAAUGAAAGCCUUUUAUUCUAUCUUGAGAUGCAAACGGAUAUCAAUGGAGGCUCUUUGAAACGUGUCAGAACUGCAGCCAAGACCACAUGGUUUAUUAUGGGGAUACUGAAUCCAGCUCAAGGAUUUCUCUUGUCUCUGGCCUUCUAUGGCUGGACAGGAUGCAGCCUGGAUUUUCAGUCUUCCAGGAAGGAGAUCCAGUGGGAAUCGUUGACAACCUCAGCUGCUGAGGGGGUUCACCCAUCUCCUGUGGGCUCCCGUGUACCCCAUGAAAACCCUGCUUCCAGGAAGGUGUUGCGAGUCGGUGGGCAGACCUCUGAUGAAGCCCUGAGCAUGCUGUCUGAAGGUUCUGAUGCCAGCACAAUUGAAAUCCACACUGCAAGUGAAUUCCGCAACAAAAAUGACGGGGACUCUGCUCCCCAAACCCAUGGAGACUUAUGAAGGCGAUGUGCUGAGGUCCAGACCUGCAUACCCAACUCUACGUUUCUUUCUUUGCAAGUGUGUUCUCGCCUUCCUGUCACUGUGUUGCCAAAGUGCAGCCCCGCAAACCUCGCUCUCACUACCAUAUGGGGUUGCCUUUCUGAGGGUUCUUUAUGGUAGAAAGAAUGAUCUAUUAGCAUGCACUGGAGUGGAAGAAUUCCUUCUAGACCACUUCCUAGACUCUUAGUUGCCACUAGGACUGUUUCGAGGCUGGCUGUAAUGUAAGUACAAGACUCAUGUCCUUGAGAAAGUAGUUAAAUAAAGUAACUGAUGGAGCCCC